UUCGCCUCAGUCUUCUCAACUCAAGGUCGUCGACCUAGCUGCGUGGGCGCAUAGGUAGGAGGAGGCCGUCGGAGGAGAGUACAGUCUGGAUAACACCAGUGGGCGACCUAGUCCUUGAGGCUUUCGUAACAAUACGAACUGUGUCACAGGCUAAACAACCUUCAACAGAGCCGGAAACCUCACCCUGCGCUGCGCUCACGACCGCUAACCGUGUAUCAGCUGAGCGGAGAAGAGAACAAGUAGCAGCGGCGUACUUUUGUCCACAUUUGACAUGGCGUCGAGCUCAAAAGACGAGGACAUACAGGAGUGCCUGAAGAAGUUCCAUUUUGCGGCUAUGGUCGAAACCCUGGACGUAUUCCUUGAGAAGAUGUCUGACUUCAAGAAGGCAGUAGUUGCCGGCCGCAAGUGCAGCGUUGACACCAGUUGGGUGGUGUCACAGACAUUUGCCAAUUCGACGGUUCUGCUCCGGAGUAUUCGUUUCGGGAACACGGCAGUUUUCGACUGGCUGAUGGCUACUAGAGGUAUCGAUAUUCAGCAGCGCGGCCAAAUCCCUGCAUACAUCGACGGUAGUCCAGUGAAAAACGCCACGCCGCUGUGGGUAGCGGCGGCAGGUGGCUACAAGGAAAUGACAGCAGCGUUGCUGGCACGCCAUGUCCAAGUGGACGCACGCACAGCGACCAACUCAACUCCGCUGCGAGGCGCUGCACUUAGCGGCGAGCUGGAGACUCUGAAAAUGUUGAUGAGAGCCGGUGCAGACAUUAACGCAGCGGACGAGGACGGUGUCACGCCCCUUCUUGCCGCCAUUGCUCUUGGUCAUACAAGUAUAGUUGAACUACUACUGGAGAAGAGAGCUAUUCUUGAAGGGGAUCGUGAAGGACUUGACGUGUUCAUGACAGCAGCUGUGUAUCGUCAGGAGAAGGUGCUCAACAUACUCUCCAAGGCACUGUGCGCAGCUGUGGGAAAUCGGAACAAGAUCCUGGAGGCCUAUCAUGUCCUGGGAUUCGAGUUCGCCGCAGUGAUGACAAAGGAACAGAGCCAGGGCCAAAAAAAACCCAAAAGUUACAAUAGAGCGUGGAAAACGGCACUAAUGCUGAGCAAAAAGUGGCUUGCUGCUCUGCCGAAGUACGAACCACUGGCAGUGUGUGGUGACGUGAAUGUUGAAGGCUUGUUGAACACAGAACAAUCUAUAGAUUUAUUGUGCGACAACAGUGACCAUGGUGUCAUCGAACCGCUACAACUUACGGUACUCGAAAAUUUGCUGCCUACUCAUCCGAUCACCGGCUGUCUAUUCAGGAAAGCCGCCAACUCGCGUCUGACAAACGACAGACAGUAUAAGAAAUGCCUGUCGCUAUAUGAGCACUCCAUCAAGACUAUGAAGAACUCCGACGCUACCUACUGUGGCCUCAAUGGACACGACAUUAUGUUUGAGUGGAUCCACGCCAUAAAAACGUGCAUGGAUGGAGGUUACCAGCCUGACAACUUUGCGCCAUUUGCCCAUUUCAUGUAUGGGGACUUGCAGUGGAUGAUGAAUAACCACGGACGCUCAGAGUUGGUAGAUAAUACGUUUCACUUGUCUGUCCUGCUCCUGUCGAUGUGGUACCGUAUGCCAUAUGGUGUUGAUAGCGAAGCAUUCGCCGAACGCCAGGGAAUGGCAAUUGCGUUCGGAAAUCUCGGCUACUUUGACCGGCUCCGAUCUCAGUCGGUCCUCCACUUAUUGUGCAGGGAGGAGGUAUCGGGCCUUGUGCCAGGAGUAAGCAAAGCCACUCCAGAUCACUACUUGCCCAGCGCUGACCUACUGGCAGUGUUCCUCACGACUGCAUCAGCCACCUCAAUCAAUACACGAGAUGUCAAUGGAAAGACUCCGCUCCAUGUUGCCUUGGAUACGUACCUAGCAGUGGACCGCCACAGAUCUAUGUAUACGGGUUACCCUGCCUCGCUAUACAGCAAUCAAGAUCUUGGUGUAACAAAAACACUGCUUAACACUAUAGACCCAGAGCAAAAGAGAGCGCCCGUGGAGACAGACAAGGUUCUCUUCAGCCUUCAUCCUGGUGGCAGUGGUAACACUAGAUGGAAUCCCAAGGCAGCAUACAGUGUGGAGCAGAGCCGCGAAGAAGCAAAACGUCUUGUGCGGUUACUCCUGAGUCAUGGCGCCUACUCACAGGGACGUGAUUCGGAGGGUAGCCAUCUUCCGGACAACGCCUUAGCUGCAUGUCUAACUGGAGACGAGUUAGAGCAACUGGUAAAGCUCGUUCCAAUGAAGCAACUCACUGCCAAGGCUUUUAUGGACCUGUGCCGUCAGACCAAUAACCUCUCGAUCUUAGACAAGCUGCCGCCUGUGCUGGCCGAAUAUUGUCUACAUUUCUGAUUAGCUUCGGUUCUCCGCGUAUCUCUUGGUGUAGGUACACCAUUGUGUGGAGCUGAUGUGUGGAGCCAAUAGUUUUUUUUAAAUUUCCAGAACAUGUCCGUUUCCUCACAAGAAAGUUCCGUUUGUGUUUAUGAUGCAUGCCGGUGCCGCUUGCUCUGGAAAACAAGAGCAGCUUUCCGGCCUGCCGGGCAUUAGUAAUGCUCGUUUUGCUUGUGUUCCUAGAAGUUCUCUCGAGUGGAGAGAUUAUAGUGUCUGGGUCAGGCUCAGUGCUCUAUUAAUAUUAGCCACGCGUGGCCUGGCCACAGACGGGCUGCACAUGCACUAGUUAUGGCAUGCCUGCCCUCGCCGACACGCUCUCUGAAAUUUCAACACAAUGCAGCCUAAUGAAGAAGCCCCCCCCCCUUUCCAGGCUGGCAUACAUGCAGGAGUGACCAUUUCGCCAGCAUUUUGCUUCUAAUUUUUUAGUUCGACAAAUUCUACUGCAGCUAGCUAUCUGGCUGCAGCAUCUACAUUGUAUUUUCCUAUUUUUUGUAGUACUGUUGCAGUUGCUCUCAGUUCAAAACUGUGUAUUCCACCUCUGCCAGUUGUUGUUCGCCAAACUGGACCUUCUUCACAAUGAAAAAGCGGAUGCACUUGCUUGA
Sycon ciliatum is the source of this 3006-nucleotide messenger RNA. RefSeq lists its product as uncharacterized. The coding region runs from base 272 to 2365 and encodes 697 amino acids. The transcript is spliced from 6 exons. Gene Ontology annotation, molecular function: protein binding. NCBI's taxonomy places the organism in Eukaryota, Metazoa, Porifera, Calcarea, Leucosolenida, Sycettidae. The record is from RefSeq and is a predicted model, not a curated record.